Panonychus citri (citrus red mite) is the source of this 3971-nucleotide messenger RNA. It is a transcript of the gene Lerp, whose product is annotated as cation-independent mannose-6-phosphate receptor-like. Gene Ontology annotation, cellular component: trans-Golgi network. Lineage: Eukaryota; Metazoa; Arthropoda; Arachnida; Trombidiformes; Tetranychidae. The record is from RefSeq and is a predicted model, not a curated record. Gene Ontology annotation, molecular function: signaling receptor activity; D-mannose binding. Gene Ontology annotation, biological process: lysosomal transport. The coding region runs from base 339 to 3527 and encodes 1062 amino acids. The transcript has 2 exons.
UAGUGAAAUUUUCUCUCUCAAUUGACACCAUUUUCCUGUUGAUCUGUUUUUUGAAAGAAAACUCAGUAAUUCACUAAAAGCCUCAAAUUCUAUCAUCUUUAACUCUACCCUUUUCUCUUUCUGUAAGGUGUCCUUCUGAUUCAUUCUACAGAGAAUAUUUUCUUUUUUGUAUUUCUUUCUUUUUCUCUCUCUCUCUCUCUCUCUCAUUCUAUUUUUCCUUUUCUUCUUCUUUACUGGUGUUCAGUUUAUUUUUUGUGUUCCCUUUUCUAUCUCUCUAUCUUUACCUUAAAAAUACUGAAAGAAGUAUAAAAUAUAUUUAGAUUUAUAUUUUGCCGAGUAUGGAGAAACGGAUUCCUAUCAAAUGGUGUACCAGGUUAUCCUGGUCACAGUUUGUUGGACUGAUUACGUCUUGUUACAUUCUAAUCUUUAUGUUUAUCAUCUCACCUGUAAAUUGUGUUGAAACCAAAGCUAGUUUAAAUUUAACCACUUGUGUGUUAACAGUCAAUAAAAAUGUAUAUAAUUUAAGUUCCUUGGUGAGAAAUGAUGGAGACCAACCUUGGCUGUUAAAUACCCGGAUGUCUAAUGAUCAAUCUCAGCAAAAUGUAUUUAUUAACCUGUGUCGUCCAUUACCAAGUACAUUACCUGCUUUACCUAAUGGUGGUUGUCGAGAUUCAGUUAACUCUUCUGUUUGUAUGGUUAAUAUGAUUGAAAAUCAAACCACCUCAUUUGGUGACUUUAAUGAUUUUAAGGUUACCUUUGAUGAUUCAAUGGAGGCGAUACAUUUUAUCAUGAAGAAUACAAAUUUAUCAACUGAAAUUUACCUUCAUUGUAAUCCAAGCUCAAAAAAUAGUCAACCCAUUCUGAUUAAACGAAGAUCAAAUCGAUUUCUAAUUGAAUGGUAUGAUGCUGCUGCUUGUCCCAAAGCCGAUGUCAUUGGGGAAGAUUGUUCAGUUUAUGUUCCCAGUAUUAGUAAGGUUUUUGAUUUAUCACCUUUAAAGAAACCCGGUGGUUAUGAUUUUCCUGAAGAUGGUUAUGAUUAUUUUAUCAAUGUUUGUGGUCCAGUUAAUGCAACUGGAUGUUCACCAAACUCUGGAAUUUGUCACUACAGUAAAGAUGGUAAAAUGACCUAUUCACUUGGACAAUGGAAUGAUCAAGUUAUCUAUUCGGAUGGUAUAAUUAAGCUUACCUAUGGAGAUGGUGAUCCAUAUCGUAAUGUUGAGAGGACACCUCGAGCUAGCGAAAUCCUGUUUAUCUGUAACAAUUCAGCCGGUGAAGGAAAACCUGAUUUCAUCAAGGAAUCAAAUCGUACUUACAUUAUCCAUUGGGAAACUAAAUAUGCUUGUCCCAAGAUGACUCAUAAUGUUGAUUGUAUUUGGCAAAAUUCAACUCAUCGUAUUGAUUUAACUCCUUUCAGUAAAUCUGAGGGUAACUUUUUGGUUCCUUUGAAAAAGGGUUUUGUUGUCAUUAAUGCUUGUAGUCCAGUUAACCCUAGACUUCAUCGUUUACCCCAAUGUCCAUAUUCAAGUGGAGCUUGUUUCAUUCCUACUGAUCAUGAAGGAGCAGCAACAAAAAGUCGAAACUUGGGUCAACCAAAGACACCACCAAGAUUACUGUUUAACAAUCAAAUUAGUCUUCUUUACACUGAUGGUGACACUUGCCCUUCAGAUCCAUCUAAACCCUAUGUUACCUACAUAACCUUUUCUUGUGAUCGUAAUGUUGGUGAAGGUUCACCCAGUUUACUAAGUGAAGAUGAUCUGCAAAACUGUGAAUGGCUAUUUGAAUGGAAAACAAGUCUAGUCUGUCAACCUCGUCCAAUUUACAGUCAUCAAUGUAUCUUUGAAGAUCAACUUAACAAAUUGAAAGUCGAUUUAACCCAAGUUUUUUCAUCACUUCCACCGAUCUCUGAACAAAAUAACUCAACAAUCAAAUCAUUUUUCAUUAACGUUUGCUCUGUUGGUUCAGGCAAAGAUUACAAAGAAAUGACAAUCUCUAAAAUGUGUUCCAAUUCAUCAUUAUGUGUAGAGGAGACUCUUAUUGGUGGUAAUUCAAGUCCACGAUAUUUAAGCUUAGGAAAUCUUCAAACUAAUAAUAGUGAAUAUUUUUUCCAAGGUGAAUCUUUAAUUUUACGAUUUUUCAAUGGAUCCUUUUGUGAUGGUGAUAGAACCUGGUCAUCUGAAAUUGAUAUUCGAUGUUCAUCCAAUCGAAAGACAACCUUUGUCCGUAGAGAAACCGAUAAAUGUAUUCACAAGAUUUUCCUUGAAUCAGCACUUGUCUGUGGUCUAAAACCUCCCAGUUGUACCUAUCGUUUUAAUAAUUCAAUUAUUGAUCUUCGAGAAUUGUCAUCACUAACUCAUGCCUGGAAAACAAAUGCCGCUCCGGUAGAUAAAGUUUACUACUUUAACUUGUGUAAUAAGAUUCCAAAGGAUCACCAUGCAUUUGAUGGUUACAGUUCUGUGGUUGAAUGUGAUCUUAUAGACGGUGUUGAACAUUGUGGUCAUCCAUUGGGACAGAAAGAUUUGAUGACCAUGUCAAUGGAGUACGAUUCAGAUCAGACGAAACAAAAUCUUGUGAUUACCUAUGCACACGAUAAAACGGACGUUUGUACUCAUACUGAUUCGGUUACAACUAAGAUUAAACUUAUCUGCAGUUCAAUUUAUCGUGAUCCAAAGUUCACUCGAAAGGUUGACAAUUUUACUCAUUGUGAAUAUCAUUUUGAAUGGGAAACAUAUCUUGCCUGUUUUGAUCAUGAACCAGAACGAAAGGAACGUAAAUUAAUUCGUAAUGGUAAUUAUUUCAUCGAUAAAAGGCCUGACCUCGAAAUUAACAUGGCAAUUAAUAUGAGUGAAAUUUUCCAUACCCAUCACACUGUAACUGAUGGAAAAUAUAAUUACACAAUUAAUCUUACUGGUAAAAAUGAUAAUUCAAAAGGAAAUUGUAAAAAUGCAGCCAUUUGUCAGAGAGAAAUCAAUGGUACACUUGAACGUGACAUUGGCUCUCUUGAAACCGAGAUGAUGGUUACCCAAGGAACCAAAAUGAAGCUCAAAUUAACGGCAAAUAAUCAUCAAAAAUGUGGUAAAAAUGCUCGUAAAAAUGUAACCUCAACAAUAUUCUUUCAAUGUAGUAGUGCCGAAUCGGGUAUUGGUUCACCUCGAUUCUUUUACGAAUCAAAUGAUUGCGAUUACAUUUUCAUCUGGGACACAUCAAUGGUUUGUUCAGGUAAAAUGUUGUCCACUGAUUUCAUUGCCAAACUAGAAGAGUCAUCAGUAAACUCUGAGUCCAAUUUCUUUGGACGAAACGGUUCAUCGACAGCAUCUCUAUUUGGUGCUUUUCUUCUAGUAAUUUGUGUUAUGAUUUUCGCCGUGGGUCCAUUGGCUUGGGUUGCAUUCCGUCUAAGUGAUCGAGAAAAAAGGAAUUAUCUAGUCCAUUGGAUCCGAAGCAAAUUCCGGGCUCCGGUAAUCACAUCGUUCCACUAUUCUCAAGUUUCGUCCGAUUCCACAAAAUUAGUUUCCAUAAAUGAUGAUCUUUAGUCCAAGAGAGAAGAAGGUGUCGAAGAAGAAAAAGAAAAACAAAGAAUUUUAAAUUUCAAGUGGAAACGUUUUUAUAAGCGAAAAAAAGAAAAAGUUAAAUUUCUGUGUAAAAAAAGUCAAAAACUUAUUUUCUAAAAGACUGUUAGCAUUUUGGGUUGAUAGAAAAACGAUAAUGUCAUAGAAAAGGAUCAUUUCUCCUAUUCUAUUUCUUUCUUUUCUUCCAAUCAAAUCCACCAACUUUCCACAUACACCACCACCGCCACUUCCACUUUUCCACCUUAAUCAAAAUUCAACCACCAAGAACAAAAAUCAACCAUAUCUCUCAUUCAAUUACGAGAAUGAGAAACAACCUCAUCCAAAAAAAAAACACCAACCAACAAACAUAACAAAUCUAAUUGUUCUCUAUUAUGUUAUUGUAAAUUAAACUUCGAAUUAUCUUUUUUU